CCUUGUCCCACCAGGAUGACCACUACAAAUUCACAGACAGGGUUAUACGUCGACGACACCCUCAGCUUCAGCGUCCAAAAAGACCUACCCAUUCCCAAGCCAGAUGCCGGCGAGAUUCUAGUGGAGACGCUAUACUCCGGCAUCAAUCCCGCCGACAUCAAACACGCCACGCAGCUGGGCAUCACCCCCGCCGUGCUGGGCUACGACUUCUGCGGGAAAGUGCUCGAGACGGCGCCGCAAUGCCACCGAUUCCGACCGGGCGACAUCGUCGCGGGGUACACGCCCACAGGCCUGAGCCGACCGGCCAAGUACGGCACGCACCAGGCGUACCUGGUGUGUCCGGAGGAGAUGGCCUUUCGCGUGCCCGCCGCCCUCCCGCUGCCGGAUGCCGCGGCUCUCACCGUGGUCGCCAUGACCGCGGCAGAUGCACUGUUCAAUCUGUUUGGGAUUCGCCCUCCGCAGGAAACCAAGACCGGUGGUGCGCCUGACAGCAAGGGCAUCCUCAUCUGGGGCGCCUCCAGCAGCGUGGGUCUCUGCGCCGUCCAGCUCGCGCGCGCCAGCGGCGUCUCCCCGAUCUUCGUGACGGCAUCCGCGCAGCGCCAUGCCCUGCUCACGGAGCUGGGCGCCACCCACUGCUUCGAUUACCGGUCCGCCACGGUGGUGGGCGAGAUCAGAGAAUCGAUCGAGAAGAGCAGCGCGUCGAUAGCCUACGGACUCGACGCCGUGGGAAGUAGGGGCACGGAGUCGGAGAAGUCCUCGGCGGCGCUGCUGGCCCGGUGUCUCCCCGCCGAGGCGAACCUCGUCUCGCUGGUCGUCCAGGACGAUCCCCGCUUCCGCAUGCCCCUUGCGACCCCCAACCGCGACGUGACCAUCAAGGUCGCCGCGGCUCCGCGGCCUAUUACCAUCCUCGCUCGUCCGGCGGAUCAUGAGUGCGCGUGGCGGGUGCUGGAGUGGGCGGUGCGGCAUUACGGUGUGCGCUUCCGGCUGCCCCGCGUUGAGGUCUUUAGGGGGUCGGCGGAGGCUGCGCUGGAGGAGCUGAGGGGGCUGGCGGAGGGUGGGAGGGGGUUUGGGAAGGUGGUGCUUGGCCAUCCGUUGUCUUGA
This is a messenger RNA of Aspergillus japonicus CBS 114.51, 1101 nucleotides long. Its product is annotated as zinc-binding alcohol dehydrogenase family protein. Gene Ontology annotation, molecular function: oxidoreductase activity, acting on NAD(P)H. Bases 16 to 1101 code for a protein of 361 amino acids. The transcript has a single exon. The record is from RefSeq and is a predicted model, not a curated record. Lineage: Eukaryota; Fungi; Ascomycota; Eurotiomycetes; Eurotiales; Aspergillaceae.